This is a messenger RNA of Myzus persicae (green peach aphid), 2635 nucleotides long. RefSeq names its product E3 ubiquitin-protein ligase TRIM33-like. Gene Ontology annotation, biological process: regulation of transcription by RNA polymerase II. The transcript is spliced from 6 exons. The record is from RefSeq and is a predicted model, not a curated record. NCBI's taxonomy places the organism in Eukaryota, Metazoa, Arthropoda, Insecta, Hemiptera, Aphididae. Gene Ontology annotation, cellular component: nucleus. Bases 746 to 1441 code for a protein of 231 amino acids. Gene Ontology annotation, molecular function: protein binding; DNA-binding transcription factor activity, RNA polymerase II-specific.
ACCGGCAAAACUCUAAACAGACAUUUUUUGAUGUACUAGGUGUCUAGGUAUAAUACAUAUAUAAGUACUACUAAAUUAUAGUUACAAAUUACAAUACAUUGUCAUCAUGACCAAAAUGAUAAAACAAACUUUAAGAACAUAAUGGUAUACUUAAUAUACAUAAUAUUAUAUUAUACAAUCAAUGGUUCAUAUUUGUAUCACUAAAUUUCCACUUCAACACAUAUCACAUGAACACAAAAAAAUAAAUAAAAACAGUUGUUGUAUUAUUUUAAAAUUAAAUUUACAAUGUAUUAAAAAUCUAUUAUAUUAGUUUGUACUCUGUAUAAAAAAUGAUGCAGUAUUUCUUUUUAAAUUUCUUUAAAAUUUGUUUUGAGUGUUUAGUAUUAUCGGUUGUUAUAUUGCCUACGAUAAGACUAUAAAAGUUUAAUACGGUCAGUAUGAAUAAAAGAUUUUCCAAUAUAACCAAAAAAAAACCAUUACAACAUCCGAAUAGUCAUUAUACAGACGUCAUAAUAAUCAAUACAAAUUGCCAAUUGGUCUAUCCAUUGAGUAAAUAAUUGGUCUAUCAUGAAUGGGGAUCACCUUAUCUUCUCUACAUUGUUAUCCUUAACCAGGCAACACUGGAUUUCACAUAUUCUGUGGUUGAACAUCAAGGAGUAUAUAUAAACAUUGUAAAAAUGCAGCUGUCGGUUUAUGCGUCACGUGAUGUAUACAGAAUUACAAAACGGGUUCAAAUUGACGAUUUAUGAAAACAUUUAGAAUGAAUUAUGAAAAAUCAAGUUCUUCCAGCGAUGAUGAUAAUGAUUUUGAUCGGCAAGGAUAUAAGAAGUGUUCGGGAUGUACUGGUUGGGAUCACCAGUUAAUAUGUUGUUCUGCUUGUAGAAGGUGCUAUCACAAUAAUUGCCAUAUUCCUCCGCUUCCUACAACUAUGGCCUAUACAGAUUUGAUGUCCUAUAAAUCUUGGACGUGUACAAUGUGCAUUGACAUAGAUCAUAUAUCUAAAGUCAUGCGCGAAAGAACUAGUAUUCCCACUGAAAGCCGUCUCGAUAACAACGAGAUGAUUAUGGCAUCACGCAUAUUAUUAGAGUUGAUUUGCGAUGAGAAAAAUAGUUUCCAGUUUAUAGAACUUCCAUUUAAAUACAGCGAUCCCCAUUAUUAUAAAGCUAUUAGUGCUCCAAUAUCAUUAAACUCUGUAAAAAAACGAUUAUUAUCCAAGAACAAUUACUAUAAAUCCUUCUCCGAAGUAUUAUUCAAUAUUAAAAAAAUAUACUCAAACAAUUUAUUUUAUUACUCUAGAGAUGAUCCUUAUCAUGCAAUGGCUCAAAGACAAGACUAUUUGCUAUUUCAAAUGCUUAAUAAAUGGGUUCCACAGUAUCGAUACUGCCUCAGUUUCACAGCACUUCCAAGUAUUAAAAGUGCAAAAAAAAAUGAUAUGGAAUGAUGGAAUGAUUAGGCUUAGUUUUUGUAUUUAAAUACUUUUAAAAUGUAUUAAAGUAAUUAAUGUAAUUUACAUAUAUAAUAUGCAUUUUUGUAAAGCUCAAUAUAAUUUAUCAAUGAUAAUGAAUGCCUAUUGCAAGCCAGCCUAAUCUUUCCUUGCUAGCUGAUUGUUAUCAUGCAAACCUGACAUUUAUUAAUGGUCUGCUGUCUGGCUCAAUUGACUCACCAACUGUUGUAUACUGUAAAUUUAAAAAUUAAAUUGUAAAUAUGUCUACGAUUUAUUUUAAGGGUUCUCCCACUAAGCAAUAAUAUCAUAAAUCAUACAUUAAUACAAUUUGUAUCUAAUAUUUGAUAUUUAUUUUCAACUUUCAAAAUUAUAAGUGACGGCUUAAAUUAAAAGCUUAAACCUAGUAUUAUAUUAACGUACAAAAUAUGAUAAUAUCAGUUUCAUACUUACUUGCUAAAAGAUUAAAAAAAAAUUAACUAUUGAAUAAUUUCUAGCUAUUUUUUGUCUAACUGAUCAUGUAGCUUAUAUUAUAUGUGUUAAUAUUUAAUAGUAAUCCAAGUAUUGAAACAGAAUUUAUGUGGAUAUUAUACCUUUUAUCUGAAAAAAUAAUUAUAUUAACCGUACGUUUGUACUUACUUAAAUAUUGAAAGAGUAAAUUCUAUAGGAUUAUUUGUUGAUUUCCUGUUAAAGUGGAAGAUUCAUAUUGACUAUUUUUUGCAACUAAGCUGUAAAUUAUUUUUUGUGUUCAGUGAUUUUCAAUCAAUGUUACCACAGAAUAUAUAAAAGUAAAAAUUAUAUUUUCAUUGUAUAAUCUGAUAUUACUCAAUAACAGCUGAGAGUUAUUUAUAUAUUGUUAUUUGUUUGUACAAACAGUUCAAGAUUUUCAAGUAGAAAAAUUCGAUACGGAAUAGUUACAUACCACCUCGUAUCGAAGUCCGAGUCCGAUACGGGUCGGUACGUAUCGCUUGUACAUUGCACGUGUAACAUCUUGAACGCCCAAAAUUGACCCGAUAGGUACCGAUACACUCCAAUUUCUUUCUUGAAAAUCUUGGUCGUUUCAUUUGGAUUCAUGAUAUGGGGGUGAAGGGAUUUUUGUCAAUUUAAGCAAAGCAAGAACUAUAAUGAAUCAAAUUAUUUAAAAAAAUAUAUUUUUAAUUUAACAGUUUUACUAAAACCAACUGAUAUUUAUAU